AACAAGAAAGCAGCAGUAGGUAGAGGCAGACGGAGAGGCGUCGUCCGCCAGGCUUUCUUUUCUUCGGGAGGAGGCGAUCAGACGACGACGCAAGGCGUAUAAGAACCGAUGGAAUGCAGGCGGUAGAAGAUGCAGGAUUCAAGGCAGGAGCGUGAUAGAUCAUAAUGCAUUUGCUCUGAAAAAGACGAAUUGCAGGGAUUGCAGAAAAGAAGCCUCUGGUGGUACGUCCCACCCGCAAGAUAUCCAUCAUCCGCAUCCCCCAUCCCCCAUCCCCCAUUCCCAUGGGUACCAAAAUGAAGGGUCUCCUUAAAGGCCUUCGCUACAUCUCCCAAAUUUUUGACGGCAAGGAUCAGGAGAUGCAGAUCGGACACCCCACCGAUGUCAAACACGUGGCGCAUGUGGGUUGCGACGGCUCCUCCAAUCACUCCCCCAGUUGGAUGAACGAGUUUCAAUCGGAGCCGGGCCCCGAGGAUGCGGACGACGCCGAUGCUACGGCCGCCGCCCCCCAAGUCAAGCACCACACACCAGAACCCCAUCAAGGCGGCGGUUCCUCUGCCGAGGCGUCUGCGACGCCGCUGCCCCGUCCCUCGCGGCGCGUAGACACCCUGAAUCACAACGACUCUUCCUCCGACCGGCAUUCGCGGCGCCACCAGUCGUCCGGCGCCGUCUCCGGCGACAACCCCCGGUUACGGGAUACCUCUGAGGAGUCCAAGCACGGGCGGAGGCACCGCAGCUCCGCCGGCAUCGUCUGCGCGGAGCAGACGGCUCCCGAUCUCCCCACCGUCCCCAAGCAGCCACGCCGCCGCAAGGCAAAGGGCUCAUCAUCCACCGCCGGUGGUAGUAGCGGGACCACGAAGUCGUCGAGAUCAAAGGCGGUGAUCCCGUCGGAAUCGGGAUCCGAAGAGCAGAGAUCCGAACCGAUCGUCCCGCCAGUCUUAAAGCCAACGACGGAAGAAGAAAAGGAAAACGAAGAGGAAGGGGUAGGGGAAGAAAAGAAGGCCACUGGCGCUCUCCAUUCAUUCGACGCAGCCUCCAUAUGAAUCCGUCUGUAGAAGAAACAAGAAAGAAACACUAGCUGAAAUCUCAAAUUUUGUUGCUUGCGUCCGACGCGAUGACGUCCACGAACAGUUCUCUUCCUUGUGAGGCACACCGUCGUUUUGGUGGCCGCAUUGAGUUUGAUCACUAAAUUAGUUGCUUCGUUUAUAAGGAAAAAUGAAAUGAGAAGGAAUUUGUUA
This is a messenger RNA of Musa acuminata AAA Group (dessert banana), 1235 nucleotides long. Its product is annotated as CRIB domain-containing protein RIC7-like. The coding region runs from base 282 to 1040 and encodes 252 amino acids. NCBI's taxonomy places the organism in Eukaryota, Viridiplantae, Streptophyta, Magnoliopsida, Zingiberales, Musaceae. The transcript has 5 exons. The record is from RefSeq and is a predicted model, not a curated record.